Molecule: messenger RNA, 3155 nt
Organism: Rhipicephalus sanguineus (brown dog tick)
Lineage: Eukaryota; Metazoa; Arthropoda; Arachnida; Ixodida; Ixodidae
Product: tumor protein p63-regulated gene 1 protein
Exons: 7
Coding region: 22-1191 (389 amino acids)
Cellular component (GO): cytoplasm
Source: RefSeq, a predicted model, not a curated record
UUCGGGGCCCGUCUGCACGCAAUGGCUGGGCUGGGGUUGCCGAAAUUUAGCCGAAAUGCAAACACCGUGCCGAGUCCAGGUGAUCUGAGCGACGUAGAACGUCUGGAGGACUUCCCGGAAGCGGACUUCAGAGGCAUGACGCUCUCGCUGAGCCAGGAAACGACCGACGCCGUCUCCCCGAUGCAGCCACCGGCUGACCAGCGCGGCGUCGAUGUUUCGUGCCUGGGCACCAGCCGUUGCCGAGCAGACGCAGGCAGCCUCGAUGGGAAUUCCGGGAGCACCGCCGAAAAUGCAUCCACUGCGUCGUCGUUGAGCAUUGCGCGGCAGUUUUCUCGGGAGCUGUCGGAGGAAGAGACCAAGGAGUACUUCUCAGUACGAGAAGGCGCUGUGGAAAAAGCGGCGGAACAGUGCAGCCCGGUGCUCAUGAAACACCUCGACGGCGAGCUCAGGGGUGUCUGGCUGCUCACAGAGAUUGAUCACUGGGACACGGAGAAGGAGCGGCUGCUCUUCCUGACAGACUACAGCCUGAUCAUACUCAAGUACGACUUCAUCACCCUCAAAUUGCUCGAGUACCGACGACUACACCUCAAGACGUUCGAUGUGGUGCAAGUGGGCCUGCUCACUUAUCCCAACAAGUCGUUCAUGCCGAAGCUCAGUUCCGUGAUGGACACGGUUCGGGAUCGGCUGGUGUCCCCGAGGCGUCGGCUCGGCACUGGCAUGGCCAAUGCUGCUGCACCCCCCGGCCAAGACGUGCUUGCAGGCUGCGGCGAUUUCGAGGCAGAGGAGGCAACGCCGCUCUUUCCUGCUCCUCCUCCUUCCUCUUCGCCUAACAGCCCUCGCAACCAGGAAGGUGUCCGUUGCAUCUGGGACCAAGGCAGUCAACUGCCUGUCCUCAAGGACUGGAACCCCUGGUGCCGCGAAAUCCCCUGGGUGACGUUCACGUCGCACCACCUGCGGGCCACCUCGAUGGGCAGCUCCCACCACGAUGUGGGCCUCUUCUCGCGCGCCCUGGUCGAGGCGGUGACGCAGCUGGACGCCUCGCAGGCGCCUCCCGCAUCGCUGGUGCGCUGCACCCCGUGCCGCGUCCUGUACGAGCCCAUCGUCGUGUGUAGCUACCUGGGCGUGGCAGCGGCCUUCCACAACACCACCCAGCUGGGCUUCUUCAAGGCGCGCGGAAAGGUCAGCUUCUGAGCUCCGCCCUUUUAUCUGCCCAACCGUUCUCCGCUCUGCCUGCGUCGCCGACAGAGCGGCGCCGGCGCAAUCAACGACGUGUACGGCGGUGCGGAUAACGGCUGCUGAGUGAGUGAAUGGAACUUUGUGUGUCAAGCCAGCACACGGUGUGCGGAUCUGAGCGUCUGGGUUUGGCCUCCAGUUGAGGGCAGUUUGACAAGCAUUCGUGCAGUGAAAGUGAACUGCUAAUUAUAUUCAAGCUGUUAAUCGUGAAACAGAAACUCCACGUUGAGGUUGUCGGAAGACAAGGAACUCGAGACAGAGGAACGGUUGGCACUACGUUAGCAACGGUGUUCAGAACAAAUGAUGACAAGAUGGGGCUGACCUGUAGUUUGACCAUCAAUGUUUCGUUACUCAUUCCUGCAUAUUCAGAAAAUUACAAAAAGUGAUGGCGGGUGGGUGUCAAACACAAACCAGGGUUGCCGAGAAUGCGCGAGUAAGUAGGUGAAUUUGGUUGUGAUUUCCAGCGAUUGAAGUGUAACCUGGGGUUUGGACAUUCGAGGAUUUCAAGUGCUGUCUGCAAAAAGAACGGGAUCAAGCAGCCGUUUCAAUUGCAUGGUAGACUGUAAAAGGGGUGAUAGUUGUCUUGAAGUCAGUUUUAAUUACCAAUCCACUUUGGAAGGUGUUUGGAUGCAUAUGUGCUGAAAUCCAAAGAGGCUGCUUGAAGCACUCGUAUAUGUUGAAUUUGGUGCGGGAUGUGCAUCUGUCAGGUGAUCUAUAAUUGGGAGAGUGGUCAGCAAUGAUGAGGUGCUGAAAAUUUUGCUAAAAAAUUGGCGUGAUGGAAGUCACUAAAGCUGUGUUGCUCAAGUUGGCCUGGAUUGUUGCCUCGAGAGUGUGUUUUUUUUUUAUUGGGGAAAAUGCAAAUCAUUGUGAACUCUACUCGUUUUUUAAAUUGCGAAGCCAUUUCUCAUUUCUUGUUCUCUGAUUGGAGGUUGAGUGAACGUAAUAUGGCUGAUGGGAAGUAGCUUGUCACAACUGGCAUAGUUGUGUAACAGAUGCUACGCUAGAGUACAGUCCGCGGGACUUUGCUUAUUGUGGAGAGGACAAAGGUACCCUUUUCAAGUUCUUUUUGGUACACACAGUACUGUUUGCUACCCACCAUUGUUUGCUCUCUGGGAUGUGGCCUAUCUGCAGGUGUCGUUAUAUCUGAAACAUUCCAAAAGAGAGGGCUUAGGAAAGGCAUGCUAAAGGAGUACUGACACAAAAAAAAUGAUAGUCUUUCCGUUGCAAUGAGUACCUAAUGGUUCACUUAUCACGGCUGGCAAUGUUUGCUCCAUUGCAUGAUAGUCAAUCAUGUGGAGCAGUUUUCGCAGUGACCAGUAGCAGCUUGGGCUUCAAAUAAUAACGAGGAAUGCUUGCCCAGGGCGGCUACAAUGUCAAAUGAAGUGGGCCGCAUAAUCACACAAAACUGACGUUUAAUGUGUCCGCAUGAGUGUCACAUUGAUAGUUUGUUUUGCUAUGCUUUUUAAUGUACUCAUCAUCAUUAUGGUCUUCGUAUUCGUCAUUCAGAAACGAUGAAGACUAAUCGCGAGUCCAGAGGUUCAGGGACUCACAAAUAGAGGCCGGAUUUUCAGGCAUUAAAAAAGCUCGUUUUAGGCGCCAAAAAUAGGCAGGCAAAAAAACGUUUUAGGAUUCCAAAGUCGUAAAUAUAGGCACAGUAAAUUUUCACAUAAAUGUGAAUAAUCUCAAACAAAAAUGUGCGCGACCUCUAUCCAUGACAAGAAAACAAAAAUGUUAUAGCUUAAGCCGGCACAAAGGCGCCAACAGUUGAACAUGGCCGUGCUUUGUCCCGCACGGUUCUCACGGUCUACAAGUGUCCGCUGUCGAUUCAACACACUCCUGGGUGUCUUCUCGGCAUGACUGAGAGGGGCAGAGCAGAAGCAGAUAGCUAGAUUGCUAAAAGACCAGAAGGAAAGAAUUCCUUC